Messenger RNA from Haplochromis burtoni (Burton's mouthbrooder), 3768 nucleotides. RefSeq names its product papilin a, proteoglycan-like sulfated glycoprotein (gene paplna). The transcript is spliced from 19 exons. Gene Ontology annotation, biological process: extracellular matrix organization. The coding region runs from base 264 to 2837 and encodes 857 amino acids. Lineage: Eukaryota; Metazoa; Chordata; Actinopteri; Cichliformes; Cichlidae. The record is from RefSeq and is a predicted model, not a curated record. Gene Ontology annotation, molecular function: serine-type endopeptidase inhibitor activity; metalloendopeptidase activity. Gene Ontology annotation, cellular component: extracellular matrix.
ACGCGGAGGAGGUUUAACCAACGGGUCUUUCUCUUCUCCUCGUAGGCUGGGCGCACGGCAGAAAGAAAGAAAUAGAGAGGGAGCGAGAGGUUUCCUCCCAGAUAACUUUCCUCAUAUAUCCAGGACACUGCACCGGUAGCAUCUUCAGGUCAAAACUCGGAGAGAGAGAAACCAGCUGUCAGGUCUGCUGCGCGCUGCAAGGUCCGACGGGUUGGAACUCCAAGAAAACAUUAUUAAACCCGCUGAACACGGGAAUAACGAGGAUGCUCCUGCCUUUGGCAAUCCUACAGCUGCUCCUGACUCCAGCUCUCAUGGGGCCCAGUGUGGAUUACUGGGACUCAUGGGGUCCAUAUGGAGAAUGCAGUCGGACUUGUGGCGGGGGUGUGACUGUGAGAACUAGGCGCUGUAUUACUCACAGGGAGGAUGGAGGGCACAACUGUGUGGGACCAGACAAGUCAUAUCGGUCCUGCAACAUCCAGGACUGUCCAGAGGGAUCCAGAGAUUUCCGUGAAGAGCAGUGCUCCCAGUUUGAUGGGACAGAUUUCCACGGGAAACGCUACAAAUGGCUUCCAUAUUACGGAGCUGAGAACCCCUGUGAGCUGAACUGCAUGCCAAGAGGGGAAAACUUUUUCUACCGCCACCGCAGAGCUGUGAUUGAUGGUACGCCCUGUCACCCAGGGCGGACGGAUAUCUGUGUGGAUGGAGUGUGCAGGCGUAUGGGCUGCGACAACAUGCUGGAGUCUCCUCAGCAGGAGGACCCCUGUCUGCAGUGCGGGGGUAACGGCCAGUCCUGCUACCGCGUCAAGAACAGCUUCACUGCCCGCGACCUGCCAACCGGCUACAACCAGAUGUUCAUCAUCCCCGUUGGAGCCACCACCAUCAGCAUCAGAGAGACACAUGCCACACGUAACUACCUUGCUAUCAAGAAUCUACGUGGAGAGUACUAUCUCAAUGGCCACUGGGUAAUUGAGUUUUCCAGAGCCACACCUAUUGGCGGCACCAUGCUGUACUACCAGAGAGGAGCUGAGGGCGACAGUGUCCCUGAAACCAUCAUCGGCCGUGGCCCCACCACUGAACCACUUGUUGUUGAGCUGAUCAGCCAGGAGCCCAAUCAGGGAGUGGAAUAUGAAUACUACCUUCCAAAUGGACGCUCCAGAGAGGGCUACUACUGGAGCUAUGGAUCCUGGUCUGCUUGCAGCAAAGAGUGUGGAUCAGGCUACCAGUCUCGUUUGGUUUUCUGUUCAAUCGACAAUGAGGCCUAUCCUGACUAUCUCUGUGCUUCUCUGCCGAGGCCACAGAGCAACCGUACAUGCAACCCUCAACCAUGCCCACAAAUCCGCAGCUGGCAAACUGGGGAGUGGAACACCUGCUCAGUUACCUGUGGUGGAGGCUCUCAGGUGCGCAGUGUGCAGUGUGUUUCCAAUGAUGUCUCGGGACCCCGCGUGGUGGAGGAUGCCGUUUGUGCUGCUUACGCUGACGCUCCUCCUUCUCUGCAGACCUGCAACAUGCAGAAAUGUGCUGAGUACCAUGUGACUGGCUGGAGUGCGUGCUCAGUGACCUGUGGUUCAGGUCAGCAGACCAGAGAAGUGACCUGUAUGGGUUCAGAUGGUACGAGGCUGGAUGAAACAUCCUGCAGUGCUUUGCUACGCCCGGCCGCUGUCCAACGAUGUGAGAUGGCCCCCUGCCCCCAACAGAUCAGCUGGCACGUAGGAGAUUGGGGACUGUGCUCUAAGAGUUGUGGAUCUGGCUCACGAGAGCGCCAGGUGAUCUGCUCUGAUCAGGGGAGGAAUCUGUACCCUGUGGACCAGUGUAACACCCAGCCCAAACCACUCACAGUGGAGCGCUGCAACACCCAGCCCUGUUACAGCCCACAGGUCGUCCCCAGCAUUCAGGACCCACGGGGACAUGACAACACUCAGAUUGGCUUCCAGCCUUAUGUGCCAGAUCACGCAACAGCCCGCAGGCCUGAGACAAGAGAUCCAACCCAGACGAAUACAGUCUACGACCCUCACAGCUCCGCCCCGGCUCUCCACUGCAGCCAGUCUUAUUAUGGCUGCUGCUCAGAUGGGCAUACUUCAGCCAGAGGCCCCCAGGGUCUGGGUUGCCCAUCAGCUCCAGCUCCCUCUCCUGUCCCAACAUCCUGCAUUCAGACCAGUUAUGGCUGCUGUGAAGAUGGUGUGACGGCUGCUCAGGGCCCCAAUAAGGAAGGCUGUGCGGAGUAUGUGAACCCUGCACCAACUGUUACACCUUCUCUCCCUACUGAGAAUGCAGUAGAAUGCCGCACCACCACCUAUGGCUGCUGCUAUGACCGCACCACACCUGCAGGAGGACCCAAUGGGGAGGGCUGCCCCAAUCCUCCUAAUUAUAUUGAGCGAUCAAUCUGCUCCCUGCCCCGUGCUGCUGGCUCCUGCAGCAGUUGGGUGUCCCGGUACCACUUCGAUGUCAUCUCCUCCAAAUGUGUGCACUUCUGGUAUGGAGGAUGCCACGGCAACAGCAAUAACUUCAUGACCCUAGCAGAGUGCCAACGGGCAUGUCCACGACCUGCACCCAGCCGGCAGGCCCCGCAGCCUGCAGCUCCCUCUGGAGAGUCUACAAGAACCGCGGCUGGAGAACACAGCACGACUGGAGCAGAGACCUCAGCUGGAAGAGGAUCUAGAACGGAUGGGCGGUCACGCAACAUGGGGAGGAUUUUCAUAGUCCAGCGUGGCUCGACCAGCAGCACCAGCAGACAGGCUACAAGCGCAGCCACUAAUGCCCACAGAGGUAGAGUCUACCUGCGGGUACGCCGGCCUUCACAUGGCACAGCUGCACAGCACACCGGCCCAGCUGCGAGGUAAGACUCCAAAGACCCAGGGAGAGCAGUGAAAAGCUAACCCUACCCGAUCCAACCCCACUUCUACCACUACUGGCCUCGUAAUGCUGUUCAGAGCCUUCUAAUUCAUGCUGAAGGAGCCCCAGUUCACUCUACUCUGCAGGGCCAAAGAGUGUGCUAUAGGAGAUGGAAAUGCAAUCAAAAGACAAAUCAUGUGCCUCAUUCACCCAUCCUGGAAAUAUGACGGUGGAGCUGAAGCAACCAAAAAUCAUAUAUAAGCAAAUUAUAUUUUAUGCAAUCCAAAUUUUUUUUUUAACUUUCUUUAGUAAAGUCUAUCAGGGAACAAAACAGAGAACAUAGCUUACUUAGUCUUACCCUCCAUGUGGUUAAGCUCUCUUUCUGACACAGCAGAUGGAGGGUGUGUCAUUUUCCUGUAACAUCUGGUGUAACAAAGCACACCUCUGACCACACCCAACCUCACCCACAAGUAAAUCAGGCUGUGUGCUUUCCAGCCUGGUGUUGAGUUUCAACAACCUUUCCCAUUUUUCCUGGAUUUUGUUCAACAAAAUACUUAAUGUACUGUGCUUCUGUGUAACAUGCCGUCUUUGUAGACUCUUUCGAUGUUCAUAUAAUCUAAACUCUUGCUUUAAAAUGAAGCCACAGCUCUUUCCAGCUCCACAGAUUUUCACUCUCACGCCUGCUUAUGUCGCAACACCUCAUUUCUUCCUUUAACCUCAACCAAAUCAAGAAGAAGUCACCAGACCUCACACACCUUAUAUGGACAUCAACGCUGUUUAAUGCUUCUGGGACUCACUGCUCUCUGUCAGUCAUUAUUGUUGGUGCUUAUUUGUGCAUGCUACCUCUCUGUGUCAGUAACCACCAUCACGUCUGUGCUUUGGUGUCUUCACCUAAAUGUCAUGAAAUCAAACUAAUAAAAAUUCUGCUGUGAUAAUUCA